AUGUCUCUACACUACAAUGAUUUCAAAGUAACUAAAGAGCACGCAGCGAAAUUCAAAUUCUACGACGAAGUUUUGGGAAGAAAUGUGACUUUUCAAGAUCGUAGACGGAAAAAAGUGCAAAUCGAUACGAAAUUGACGUUUUUCAAAAAGGAAGAUAGAGACAAGAUUUUGGUAGAAGAAAAAAUGGAGAAAUUGGAUGUUUUCAAAAAACCCAAAGUUGUUGUGAUUUCGAAAAAACAAAUGAGAAAAAUGAAACAGGCCGAGAAUGCAUUGAAAGAUCAAAAUCAAGCUUCGACUUCGAAACCAGCUGAAAAUUUUGCGAAAAAGAAGGUAUGUCUAAAUAAUUUCAAGCAAAUUCUAGUAGAAAACGUUAUUUUCAGAAGAGUCCAGCUCCAACAUCAACUCAAAAUGUAGCGGCUUCUAAACCUACUGAAAAACCAGUUCCGAAACAGGUCAGCCCGAAAUUCCCGCAAUUUCAAUGAUAAUUGUAAAUUUUAGAAGGUUUCCACUCCAAAACCUGUUCAAAUACAAGCUGAAAAUGUUCCGAAAAAGAAGGUAUGUCUAAAGAUAUUCAAAUAAAAAAUACUUUGAAUCGUGAUUUUCAGAAAACUCCAGCGGCGACACAACCCCAAAAACCAGCUCCAAAACAGGUUAAUUUGAAAAGCUCAAUGUGAUAUUCUAAAUUCUUUUGAUUUCAGAAAGCUUCAGCCCCAAAGUCAACUAAAAAUCCAGCUCAAAAACAGGUACAUUCAUAAAUUUUAAUUCAAAAAGUUCGUAAUUUUCCUGAUUUUCAGAAGAAUGCAGCUCCGAAAUCAACUGGAAAAUCAGCUCCAAAAAAGGUUAGCCCGAUUUUCCAACUAUCUUAAAAUUAAAAUUGUGAAUUUUCAAAGGCUCAAGUUUCACAACCUGCUCAAAAACCGGUUGAACAUCGGGUAAAUUAAAUUUUCAAAGCUUAAUUUUUCAAAUAAUGAAUUUUAGGAUAUUCCAUCUAAUAAUCAUGCUGAAUGUGUUACAACUUUCAUCGAACACAAUCCAAUAUUAUAUGAAGAUCGGAAAAUUCCACCUUCAAAAAAGUCAAGACAACGGGUAAAUUUAGUUAAAUAAACCAGUUAGAAUUCAAUUUUUUAUUUCCAGGCUCGUGCCAGAGAACGCAAAAAUCUUGCGAAACUUCAAAAUUCAGCUGAAGAAGAAGUUAGUUCCAGAUUUUCAGUUGGAAAUCAUACAAUUUUCUCAUUUUUAGAAUGGUCCAGCUCCACAACCUGCUCAAACACUGGUUGAAAAUCAGGUAAAUUAAAUUUUUAAAGACUAAUUUUUCAAAUAAUGAAUUUUAGGAAAUUCCAUCUUGGAAUCAUGCUGAAUGGGUUACAACUUUCAUCGAAAAUAAUCCAUUAUUAUAUUUGGAAUCACUCAUAAAGAGAAGUGGAGUUCGGAAAAUUCCAGAAUCUUCAAAAAAGUCAAGAAAACGGGUUAGUUUGGUAAAACAACCCAGUUAGAAUUAACUCUUCUAUUUCCAGGCUCGUGCCAGAAAACGCAAAAAUCUUGCGAAACUGCAAAAUCCAGCUGAAGAAGAGAUGAGUUUCAGAUUUUUGGUUUGAACGUAUAAAUUCUAUCAUUUUUCAGAAUGGUCUAGCUCCACAACCUGCUAAACCACUAGUUGAAAAUCAGGUACAUUCAUAAAAUUCUAUUAAAAAUUCGGAAUUUUCCUGAUUUUCAGAAGGAAUCAGCUUCAAAACCUGCUGAGAAAAUAUCUAAAAAGAAGGCUAAAUGGAUCAGAAAUUUCAUCGGAUACAAAUCAACAUAUUCAGAUGCCGUCAAGGUGAAAUUAAAAAAAUCAAACUUCAUUCAAAAUUAUGAUUUUCAGACGGAUCCAACUCCUGAACCGGCUGUAAAUCAUCCAAGAAUCAUUACUGAACAAAGUCUGCCAAAGCUUUCACUUCAAAUGUCACAAGAAAACCCGUGGUUCUAUAAUUGCUGGUAA
Caenorhabditis angaria is the source of this 1978-nucleotide messenger RNA. Lineage: Eukaryota; Metazoa; Nematoda; Chromadorea; Rhabditida; Rhabditidae. The record is from the annotation of a GenBank genome assembly.